This is a messenger RNA of Colletotrichum truncatum, 2241 nucleotides long. RefSeq names its product prib protein. The record is from RefSeq and is a predicted model, not a curated record. Gene Ontology annotation, biological process: regulation of DNA-templated transcription. Gene Ontology annotation, cellular component: nucleus. Gene Ontology annotation, molecular function: transcription cis-regulatory region binding; DNA-binding transcription factor activity, RNA polymerase II-specific. NCBI's taxonomy places the organism in Eukaryota, Fungi, Ascomycota, Sordariomycetes, Glomerellales, Glomerellaceae.
AUGCCCGAAGGCGACAGAGAUCAACGUACCCAAUUUGCGCGAUCCCCUCAAGCAGUAUCGGGGGACACUGGUAGUCGGCCUUUUGACUCGGGCCCAUCUACUAGGGGACUCGAGACAGGUGACACAGUAACAGUGAACAGUGGUCGGCAUGCGACGGCUUGCUUCGCCUGUCGCGCAGCAAGACAACGAUGUGAUCGAUAUACGCCUUGCAUUCGAUGUGUCUCUAAUGGCCGCGUGUGUGAUUAUCCCACACGGUCAAAUAGGGGUCGAAAAGAAGGCAGCACCAACAAACCAGACACCGUGGAAAAGCUACUCGCUCGAAUAAACCAGAGCAGUGUCCGGGAGCAAGUGAUUGCAGCUCUUCUCAAACCUAGUAGUGCACACCCAAACGCCUCGUUGACCAGCCUAGGUUCUCAUUUAACACCCCCAAACUCUGAGCAAAUCAGACCCAAUGACACGGCAACGGUUUCUCCGGUUUCUGGGCCUACUUCUGGGGCAGAUAGCAGCUCAGAAAUAAAUGCUGUGUUCGACCCAGCCCAAGCCCCAUGUAUAACCCGAGUUAAGAGGGAGGGUUCUGUUGUGUCGCCGCUCCAUAUCAUGGCUUCAACUUUUACAGAAGAGAUGUCCAAGUCGAAUCAAGAAACCACAAUAUCUGCACGGUCUCAAACUUCAUGUAACGUCAGUCCUGACAGCUGGUCAAGGAGAGAUCGAUUAUUGGAGUACUUCGAGCCUAGAAUUCCUUACCAAAAAGACUGGCAAGUAUUGGCUUCUCAGUCAAUCAACAGUACUUUGAAGCUCGAGCCAACAGCCUGCGACCCUCUCAGAGCACGACUUGUGGACCAGAGCGACGUGGAGCUGUAUUUUGAGCUUUUCUUCAAGUUCCGUAACCCUUUCGUGGGUUUGUUAGAUCCUGCCCUUCACACCUCAGAAUACGUGUACUCUGCGUCGUUUACUCUGUUUUCUGUCAUUUGCGCCUUGGGUUGCGCUAUUUCAGUAAGACCUAGGGACCGAAUUCUCUACUCAGCUCUCUUAUCUCUCGCUGAAACGAAUGUCAUGUGGUCUAUCGCCGCCUCCGUAAAGUCUCUCGAAGUAAUCCAGGCUAUUAUCAAUAUGAAAUACUGGGCGCCGGUCCAUCAAAGGCAGACGGACGAUCCCUACUGGCUACAUUUAAGCCAUGCCGCACAGCUCGCAAGGGAACUAGGUAUUCACACCUCAACCGGUGUAUCCAGCCAGAUCAGCACCGUCGCACCCGGUGCGGCCGCCCAUGUCAAGGAACGUCUCCAAAGAAACUUUGAGAGGACAUGGCUUCAUGUCUGCAUUGCUGAUAAGAGUUUUGGUAUUAUCACUGGCCGAUCUAUGGGCGUUGCAUGGAACGAGCUCCCUACGAAUUCCUGCCAGUGGUGGCGGAAGCCGAUGACCACUACGCUAGAUCGGAUGAUAAGCGGGGUCAUGGAGAUACGCAUACAGCUGUUGACAGAGCUGAAACGAUUGGAACGCCUUCGAAGGACCGUCGAAUGUGUUGUGGUCUGGCAUUCACAAGCAUUGGACACCUUGGAGCGUACGCGGAAUAUCAGGUGCUAUCCGGACGGCCCACAGUCAGCACCAAACUUCCCGAUCCUUGCCUUUUAUAUAGACCACAGUAUCAUGGUUCUCAACACCCAGGCUUUAAGAGAAUUGGCUGCUACAGAGGAGGCAGAGAAGUCGACUGAGUUGGAGAAGCUGUCACGCAAAGCUUUUGAUGUUGCGAUGAGGCUCCUUGACCUUGCGCACACAAACCCUUUGAUCCGUGAGCUCAAGUUUGGAUGGCAGAAUAAUCAGUUCAUCAUGGUUGCACAUGCAAUGACGGAAAUUAUACAAGCUAUCAGGCGUGAUAACCUACCGUUCAAUGACGUUGUGGAAGCUACAUCCAGAGUUCAUGCCGUCUCAGAACAUCUGGAGGGGAUUGCAGAGGAGUCACCAGCUACAUCUGCUGCACAUAUAUAUGCCUCUCUCACGCGCAUGUUCAUCUCCAGGUUAAACACCACCAACGUUGAGGACGGAGACGCACCACAAGGGCCAAAUAUUGACGCAAAUAUUUCGGUGCCGGGUUGGCUAAGAGGUUCCGAAGCUGGCUCGCUCGACCCGGCCGCUUGGUUUCAAAUGGGAUUUCUGAACACUGAUGAUUCAGGUCUUGAUCUUGGGGAUAUUUAUGAUGUGGUGAACAUGGGAGAUUUGACGUUUGCCCCAUCCGCGGAACCAUAG